This is a messenger RNA of Brassica napus (rape), 1895 nucleotides long. Its product is annotated as MADS-box transcription factor PHERES 2-like. Gene Ontology annotation, biological process: positive regulation of transcription by RNA polymerase II. Gene Ontology annotation, molecular function: DNA-binding transcription factor activity, RNA polymerase II-specific; protein dimerization activity; RNA polymerase II cis-regulatory region sequence-specific DNA binding. NCBI's taxonomy places the organism in Eukaryota, Viridiplantae, Streptophyta, Magnoliopsida, Brassicales, Brassicaceae. The coding region runs from base 569 to 1696 and encodes 375 amino acids. The record is from RefSeq and is a predicted model, not a curated record. The transcript has a single exon.
UUUGAGUAUUUUUAAUGAAAUUCUUUAUCAAAUAUAAAUAAUUUGAUGUUGAUUUAAUUUUUUGAAAAGAUCAAUAAUAACUUAUCGUACAUGUUUGAUUUAAACUAAUAAAUAUUUGUAAGAAGAUUAUGCCCGCAUGCGCGGACACAAGUAUCCAUUAUUUUACAUAUAUCUUAACAAUUUCUUACUCUAUUCCAAACAAAUAGUACAUAUAUAAUUUCAAAAUUUAUGAACAAAGCUAGAAAUUAGUGAUCGUAACAAAAUAGACUAAUAUACUAAGCUAAGUUAGUCUUAUAUAAAAGAAAACUUACGAAAAUAAGUGACUCAAAAUAAAUAAAGAAAUGCACCACAGCCACACACACACACACACACACUAUAGAAGGGAGUAUAGAAAGUUUUGGUCAACGAAUAAAGAUUACCACAAUUUAAUUACUGCAAUUUUGUGUUAAUGUGUCAAUGCAAAGAGAUUACUACAAUUUUAUAAUGCCUAGAAUCACCCCUCCAGCUAUUAUAUAAACAACCAGGGUACCAACAAGUCUCACACACACAAACACAAAAGAAGAUAAUCAUGGUGAGGUCCAGGGUGAAGUUAUCACUCAUACCUGACAAAACAUCAAGGAGAACAACGUUCAAGAAGAGGAAGGGAGGGAUUAUGAAGAAACUCAACGAGCUUGUGACUCUCUGCGGCGUCGAAGCAUGUGCGGUCGUCUACAACGGUCCAAACGAUGCGAACCCGGAGGCUUGGCCGUCAAGGGAAGGUGCUGAAGAGGUGAUUUCCAAGUUUAUGGGGUUCCCGAAGGUGGAACGGGAGAAAAAGAUGUACGACCAAGACAGGUAUACGGGGGAGAGGAUCAUGAAAGAACAAGCGACGCUCGAGAGGGUGAAAGACGAGAACCGAGAGCUCGAACUUAAAGAGAUUAUGUUCGAUCUUCUCAAAGGGAAGAGGAUGAUGGAGCAUCAUUCUAGUGAUGCACGUGUUGUUAAUGAAUUGUGUGAAUUCAUUGACUAUAAUGUCAGUGAGCUAACUAAGAGGAUCCAUUUGCUUCAGGCCAACGGCGGGCCAGUUUCGUUUCCUCCCCUUGAUGUCGGUGCUGCUGUUGGGGAUGUGAACCCUAUUGCUGAUGCAGAUGUUUCUCCCGUAACGAUGCCUUACGGAUUUAAUUUUGAUAAUAUUCAAAACAUGAAUAUGAAUCAACCAGCUCCUGCGUAUCUCAAUGGUCAUAUUCAAAACAUGAAUAUGAAUCAACAAGCUCCUGCUUAUCUUAAUGAUCAUAUUCCAUAUCAGAAUAUGAAUCAGCAAGCGUUGUUUCACAACCAGGUUCCAACUAACUUUUCUGGUCAUGUUCCAUAUCAGAAUAUGAUGAAUUAUCAAGAGCCAAUUCAAAACCAAGUGCCUGAUAAUGUUUAUGAUCAGAAUCAAAAUGGAUUCAAUGGUUUGAACCAGGGUAUGGGUUUGGAUAUGAAUCAUAAUCUGAGUGAGAGUUUCAAUCAGUAUACAAAUCUACAUGAUCAACCGUACCUGAACCAAUUGAUGGCACAAACUCAGCAGAUGAGUUAUGCUGAAGAGCUUGCAAGCCUUGCUGCCAUGGACAACAACAACUAUCAACUACCAAGCACCAGUUACAUGCCGUCCAUGGAUCUUUCUGCUCUUAACACCAACAACAACCCUUGGCCUACUAGGUUUGGUUUGGAGUGAAUUUUGUUAUAAUUUGCAUUUGUCAGUUCUUCAUUUUAAAAGAUAACAUUAUAUAUGAUGUCUUUGCUAAAAUAUUUCAGUUGUUGUAAUAAUAAUUAAAGGUUUUUUUGCCUUUAAAAAAUAAAUUAUGUUGUUUUCUUUUUUAUAGCUGGUUUGAUCUUUUCUAGUACUUGUGAUGGUGAAUAAGAUUAGUAUAGAC